GGCGCCGCCGCGCGACACUUCCGGUGGCCGCGUCUCCCUCGGGCUCGCCAUGGCGUCGGGCAGCGGGACCAAGAGCUUCGACUUCCGCCGCAAGUGGGACAAGGAUGAGUAUGAGAAGCUGGCAGAGAAACGGCUCACGGAGGAGAGGGAGAAGAAAGAUGGCAAACCAGCCCAGCCUGUCAAGAGGGAGCUUCUGCGGCACCGGGACUACAAAGUGGACCUGGAGUCCAAGCUGGGGAAAACCAUUGUCAUCACCAAAACGACCCCUCAGUCUGAGAUGGGAGGGUACUACUGUAAUGUGUGUGACUGUGUGGUGAAAGACUCCAUCAACUUCUUGGAUCACAUCAAUGGCAAGAAACACCAGAGGAACCUGGGCAUGUCCAUGCGGGUGGAACGCUCCACGCUGGACCAGGUGAAGAAACGCUUUGAGGUGAACAAGAAGAAGAUGGAGGAGAAGCAGAAGGACUAUGACUUUGAGGAGAGGAUGAAGGAGCUGCGUGAGGAGGAAGAGAAGGCCAAAGCCUACAAGAAGGAGAAGCAGAGAGAGAAGAAGAGACGGGCGGAGGAAGACCUGACGUUCGAAGAGGAUGAUGAGAUGGCAGCUGUGAUGGGCUUCUCUGGGUUUGGCUCGACCAAAAAGAGCCACUGAGCAGCUCUGGACUCUCCUCUUUCUCCAAGCAGAUGGUUUUUACCCAGGGGACUUUGGAUAACUCUUCAAAGACUCGAUUGAGGACUCGUCUGUAAAUCUCCCAGUUGGCUGAAGGAGUCAAAAGGUGACUCUGUGCUCGACCUGUGCUGCAGAAUAAGCCCCACCUGCCCUUCACCUCCCUGCUCCCUGGCCCCAGAGCCUUCUGCUGGGCACCUUUCUGUGGCAGGAAAGUGCAACAACAGUUCCCUGUGGACCACCUGGUUCAGGUUGAGUUUGGUUAGUUAAGCAGGGAGGUGUUUUCAGCCCUGGCUGUGGGGCUGGGCUGUGGGGCUGGUGGCACUGCAGGAGAUGUGCUGCAGCAAACGGGUCUUGGGGGGUGCAACCUGCAUCUUUGUGGCUUGUGCUGAGCAGAGCUGGUGGCUGCAUGGGCUCUGGAAACUUGCCUGUGUGUUUUACCUGCAAGGGGUGCUUCCCUGCUUUUCUUUAUCUUUCCUUCCACACCUUUGGGGUCUUUGAGACGGUGGCGGGUGGAAACUCCUCCUCGCCACGGAUGUAGAGUAGAGCGAGCGACAGAGGUGUGUGCAACGUGCCGGAAAUAAACGGAUCCUUGGAA
Messenger RNA from Colius striatus (speckled mousebird), 1262 nucleotides. RefSeq names its product zinc finger matrin-type 2 (gene ZMAT2). Gene Ontology annotation, biological process: mRNA splicing, via spliceosome. Lineage: Eukaryota; Metazoa; Chordata; Aves; Coliiformes; Coliidae. Bases 50 to 649 code for a protein of 199 amino acids. Gene Ontology annotation, cellular component: U4/U6 x U5 tri-snRNP complex; spliceosomal complex. The transcript has 6 exons. Gene Ontology annotation, molecular function: nucleic acid binding; zinc ion binding. The record is from RefSeq and is a predicted model, not a curated record.